Drosophila yakuba is the source of this 1887-nucleotide messenger RNA. RefSeq names its product 5'-nucleotidase domain-containing protein 3 (gene Nt5c). The record is from RefSeq and is a predicted model, not a curated record. The coding region runs from base 84 to 1727 and encodes 547 amino acids. Gene Ontology annotation, molecular function: 5'-nucleotidase activity. The transcript has 7 exons. NCBI's taxonomy places the organism in Eukaryota, Metazoa, Arthropoda, Insecta, Diptera, Drosophilidae.
CCACCCCAUCCACAUGCAACCCACUCCUCCCCACUUAGUGUACAUAACAAACGGGCUUAAUUGGCAAUUUAGUAACCAGUUAAAUGUGCGCGGCAGGCAGUCCCAUCGUCAGCGCGCUCCUCCGGCAGAAUGUGCUCCUGCGAGCUGGUGGUGUCCUCCGGAGCUGGGACUCCAUCUCCAGCCUGUCCGCCUCGCCGUGCAAACCGAACUAUAGAUCCGAGGCGCGCGCUUUCGCGUCGGACGGGGGAGCCUCCGCUCCAGCUGCGCCCGCUCAGAUCUCGCACCUAAAAACAGUGAGUGAUUUCCAAAAGCUUCACGAAGCCACCAAAAAGAAGUUCCAAUCCAAGAAGCUGCCCGCUGAUGUGCAUCCAGAUGCGGUGUUCGCCUGCAACGAGCUCGACCUCAGCGAGGUGAAGGUGUACGGAUUCGACUACGACUACACCCUGGCCUGCUAUAAGCCUAUCCUGGAGGACCUGCUGUACAAUUUAGCCCGCGAGAUGCUGGUGAAGAGGUUCCGCUACCCGGAGGACAUUCUCCAGCUGGAAUACGAGCCGAACUUUGCGGUGCGUGGCCUGCACUAUGACGUGGAGAAGGGGCUGCUGGUGAAACUGGACAGCUUCCUGCAGCUGCAAUUGGGCUCGGUUUACAGGGGACGAACUAAAGUGGAGGCGGAUGAGGUGCUGAAGCUCUACCACAACCGUCUGCUGCCCAUUGCCUACGUGGAGGGGCCCAACAAUAGCUACCGGCAUAACACCAACUCCAAAAUGGUUCAAUUGGCCGACCUUUUUUCUGUACCUGAAAUGUGCCUGCUGUGCAAUGUAAUCGAAUAUUUUGAACGCAAUCGCAUCGACUAUAAUCCGGAGAUUGUUUUCCAUGACACCAGGACCGCCAUGGGUUCCUGCCAUCCCAUAAUGCACGGCAAGGUUAUGCGGAACACCGAGAAGUACAUAGAACGAAACCCGAAACUGGUCAAGUAUUUCGAGAAGCUGCAGCAGGCGGGCAAGAAUCUCUUUCUAGUCACGAAUAGCCCGUACUCGUUUGUAAACUGUGGCAUGUCCUUUCUGGUGGGCUCCAACUGGCGUGAUUUCUUUGAUGUGGUCAUCGUGCAGGCUCGCAAACCAAAGUUCUUUACAGACGAAUCUCGACCUAUAAGGCUGUUCGACGAGCGAACUCAGUCGCACCUCUGGGAUCGGGUAUUCAAGCUGGAGAAGGGAAAAAUCUACUACGAGGGCUCGGUGAGACAGCUUCAAGAGCUUAAGGGCUGGCGUGGUCACUCUGUCCUCUAUUUCGGAGAUCAUCCGUACAGCGAUCUAGCAGAUGUUACUCUUAAGCACAGCUGGAGGACAGGAGCUAUCAUCAGUGAACUUGCUCACGAAAUUAAAACCCUCAAUCGUAAGGACUUUAAGAUGAGCGCCAACUGGCUGCAAAUGCUAACGCAGCUCAUCGAGGACACCCAGGACGAUGAUAGCGAGGCAGCUCAGAUUUGCCUGAAGGAGUGGAUGGAAGAGCGUGAUCAGUUGCGCAACAAAACAAAGAACGUGUUUAACGAACAGUUUGGCAGCGUUUUCCGCACCUACCAUAACCCUACGUACUUCUCAAGACGCCUCUUCCGCUUUGCCGACAUCUACACCAGCGACAUAACCAACCUGCUCAAGUUCUCCACCACCCACACCUUCUACCCACGACGGGGUGUAAUGCCCCACGAGUAUGCCUCCCACUUCAUCUAGAGAAAAAGUAAAUGAAUGCCCGUUGGGAAACUCAGAUUAGUUGUAGGUAAAAAAAGUGCCAGUGCAUACUGCUUGUAGCUCGAAACUAGUGAAUUUAAUGCGUGUAUGUAUAUCGUUAUUUACAUUGUUGCUCAAUAAAAUCGUUGUAAUAGUUCAAGAA